ACACGAUCAAAUCACCAGCUCAAAUAAAACAAACCUGUCAAACUGAAUUUCACUGAGUUUCUCCUGGAUAAACCUAAAUAAAAAAAUUGGUGCAGUUAAAAUAUUUAAUUGGCACGUCAUUAAAUGCAAUACAGUUGUAAAUCCGACUAAUUUAAACGAAUAAUACGUAUGUAAAAUUAAAGUUUACAGAUAAAGAAAAUGUCGGAAGGAGACGGAUUUUCAAAAUCCACUAAAAAUGGGACGAGUCACAUUUUGCAAGAUUUACUUUCUUCCACGGUUCUUCUCUCCAGGGCAAAUUUUGUCCCCACAAGGAACCAAAAACUUGACAACUUUCCCGUCAAAAUCGAGCCAAAUUUGACACCCCCAGAAGUAACAUGUUCAAUCUGCUCCGAAUCGACGAAUCUUCUCCCUCUGGCCGUCCAAGAGAUGGAAAUUCUGGCCAAAUUCGUCCUAAGUCAGGAGCACAUUUCCCUCAUUUUACAAACGGAAGAUCAUCCUCCCAUUUUUUGCUGUAAAAUUUGCUCCUCCGCGAUCCUCUCGUUGGCCAAGUUAUCCACGCAGAUCGAAAAUAUUACCAUUUCUCUCCGUGCCGUCAUCUCCAGCAGGAACGGACUGUUUAAUAAGCUGCGGAGUGGGUCCAAAACUAUUGAACCCUCCCGUGAUGGAGAAGACUUUGGCGUUCGUCACGGCGUCACAUUGUUGCAUAAUGGCGACCACCCAGGGCCAACUGAAUCGGUUUACGAAGAAUUUUCGGUAAAAGUCGAGCCACCUGAUGACCACGACCAAGACGACCAUGAAAUUGAGUCUGAUGCUGACUCUGCAUUAUCUGAGCCCAAAUCUCCUCCCGAGAGGACCAAAUCAUGGUCAAAAUACGUCUGCAAAAUCUGUCAACCUAACGUCACCUUCCGCAGAGUUGACAACCUCACGCGUCACAUGAACCAGAAACAUGCCCCCAAACGCACCACCACAAGCGGAUUUACACGCCGCUGUCCUGGCGUCGAGAGGCCACAUGGAUGUCCCAAAUGCGACAAACGUUUCAUCCGGGGGCCCUCGUUACGUAAACACUUCCGGGCCGUGCACGAAGGGUUACGAGUCAAGCGGAAAUGUACCCUUUGUCCGGAAGUCUUCUCAAGUAUAGCGAUGGUGCGAAAGCACAUGCAAAAAUUCCACCACGUGGUCCAGCCUACGUCGAAGCGGACGCCGUGUGAGAUGUGUACGAAAACCUUCUCCAAUUCGACCGGCUUGCAUCGACACGUGGAAUUGUUCCACUUUACGGACCGGAAGUCAUGUCCGUACGGAUGCGCGACCAGAUUUACUUCGGGGGCUGACUGGCUGAAGCAUUUGGAGGAGUGCAAGUCUCCAAAAAUGAUCACAAAAAUCGGAUGCUAUUGCUUAUUUUGCAAAACCACGUUCCGCAACAUGCUUCUCAGGAUGGAACACUAUCUCCGAGAACAUCCCGACAAGUCGUAUCCUUGUUCUCAUUGUGGUGCACAGUUUUCGCGAAGAAAUGCUUUGUAUUAUCACCGAUGUGAUAAAUAUGGUGGAAAUCAGGGUUGAAUCGGAUCAGCAUUUUGAGAAUUCCGAUCCAUUUUUUACAUUAAAAAAAUAUAUUUAAAAAUGAGUGUUACCGUAAUAAAUAAAUAUAUACCCUUUGCAAAUA
Molecule: messenger RNA, 1660 nt
Organism: Folsomia candida
Lineage: Eukaryota; Metazoa; Arthropoda; Collembola; Entomobryomorpha; Isotomidae
Product: zinc finger protein 354A-like
Exons: 6
Coding region: 199-1557 (452 amino acids)
Biological process (GO): negative regulation of transcription by RNA polymerase II; regulation of cytokine production; regulation of immune system process
Source: RefSeq, a predicted model, not a curated record